UUAUACUGUGUACUGUGCACUUGUACUCUCGCGUGAUGAGACUUGUGACAUGGGGGUUGGCUGUCAGAGAAGAUGCGAGGAGCUGGAUAUUAACAGCGUUGCGAUAUCCCCAGGUUUGGCCCAAGUCAUCCCUGUCUCUCAAAGGUUUAACUCCAUGAAACAGGCUGAAAAGGGUGAAGCUGAUCAUGGACGGGAAAAGAAGAAGGAGCAACCCAAGGUGAAGAAGCCAUAGUGCAGUUGUCAAAUUUCUACACUUUCACUGGAUUACCCAAAAUGUUUGGGAAGAAAAAGAAAAAGCCGGAAAUCUCAGGCCCUUCCAACUUUGAGCACAGGGUUCACACGGGAUUUGACCACAAGGAGCAGAAGUUCAUAGGCCUCCCUCAGCAGUGGCAGAGUUUGCUGGCAGACACCGCCAACCGUCCGAAGCCUGUGGUAGAUCCGUCAUGUAUAACCCCAAUACAGCUUGCUCCCAUGAAGACCAUUGUUCGAGGCAGUAAACCAGCACAAGAUGCUUACAUCAAUGGCCUGCUGGAAGACUUUGAUAAUAUCUCAGUGACACGAUCCAAUUCCCUCCGCAAAGAAAGCCCACCAACUCCCCGUCUGGGGCAUUCGAACCACUUGAAAGGGUUCCCAGAAGAAAAUGGCUUCUUUGCUUUCUCCCAGUAUAGCUGUGAACCUGAGGUGCAAAGGAGUAAUAUCUCGGAACGAUACAAGGAAAGGAGCCUUAGUGCGGAGCAGGCCGAGGUUUUUUAUAAAGCAAACAAACCUGCCAGGCACAAUGGUCAUCCAGUUAAAAUGAGAUCUUAUGAGACAUAUUUCCCUGAAGUAAAAUCUGUUAGGGCAGAAUUGUCAAGUUACCCAUCAGAAUAUCACCCCCAACUGGAAACAAAGAGUAAAUCUGUUGAUCAGUAUGAUUACCACAGCAUGGCCGGUAAAUCACUUCAGGACUACAGGGAUUACUUCCCACCAUCUAUUACAGGGACAAUAAUGCUAAGUGAGGGCUCCAGAGAAAGACUUGAGUACAGCGAAUGGGGUGAAGGGCUACCCAAGGAUGAUUACGACAAGAGGCCAAAGUCGUCAUACGUCACCCAAACAAGUCCUCAACCAGCCAUGAGACAAAGGUCAAGGUCAGGGUCUGGCCUUCAAGAACCAAUCAUCCCAUAUGGUACUGGGGUUAUGAAAACCAACCAGCAAGGCCAUCCGUUCAGUUCUUAUACCUACCCACGUUUGUCAGAAACUGGAGGGUGCAUUCCAAAGGCAGAUUACGAUCGAGCACAGCCAGCCAUGAGUCCUCUGCUGAGCGGAUCUGACACCUACCCUCGAGGUCCUACAAAGCUACCUCAGUCUCAAAAUAAAUCCAUGUACUCCUCAACUAAUUAUCAGUAUCCAUCAGCGUACCAUAAGCCAUCCCCAUAUCACCAACCCCCUCUUCACGGGAGCCCCCUUUUUAUGUCUACAAGCUCUUACCCCAGUUCUCCAAGUACCACAUCAAGUGUAUAUCCGCCCCCCAGCUGGGGAUCAUCUUCUGAUCAGCAACCUUCUAGGGUGUCCCAUGAACAGUUCCGGGCUGCUCUGCAACUUGUUGUCAGCCCUGGGGACCCCAGGGAGUAUCUGGAUGACUUCAUUAAAAUUGGAGAGGGCUCCACGGGAAUAGUUUGCAUUGCCAUGGAAAAAAACACAGGAAAACAAGUAGCCGUGAAAAAAAUGGAUCUCCGGAAACAACAGAGAAGAGAACUUCUGUUUAAUGAGGUUGUGAUUAUGAGAGAUUACCAUCACGAAAAUGUUGUCGAUAUGUACAACAGUUAUCUCGUUGUGGAUGAGCUGUGGGUUGUCAUGGAGUUCCUUGAAGGAGGUGCUUUGACAGAUAUAGUUACUCACACCAGAAUGAAUGAGGAGCAGAUAGCGACGGUGUGUUUGUCUGUGCUCAAAGCCUUGUCCUACCUGCACAAUCAGGGCGUCAUUCACAGGGAUAUCAAAAGUGACUCCAUACUGCUCACCAGUGAUGGCAGGAUAAAACUGUCUGAUUUUGGAUUCUGUGCGCAAGUCUCCAAGGAGGUCCCCAAAAGAAAGUCCUUGGUUGGAACCCCUUAUUGGAUGGCACCAGAGGUUAUAUCAAGACUUCCCUAUGGAACAGAGGUAGACAUAUGGUCCCUUGGUAUAAUGGUGAUAGAAAUGAUUGAUGGGGAGCCUCCGUAUUUCAAUGAGCCGCCAUUGCAGGCAAUGCGCCGGAUAAGAGAUAACUUACCACCCAGAGUAAAAGAAGUGCACCAGGUGUCCUCUGUGCUUCGUGGAUUCUUAGACUUGAUGCUGGUCAGGGAGCCGUCCCAGAGAGCCACGGCACAGGAACUAUUAAGGCAUCCAUUCUUGAAACUCUCAGGGCCGCCGUCAUGUAUCAUCCCGCUAAUGAGGCAAUACAGACACCACUGAGAUUCCAUUUCUCACACCAAUUUCUUCAAGGAAUUUGGGACAAAUAGAAGAUAAUGGGUGGGAAAAAAAACAUGACGCCAAUCAGACGUAGCUUCUUAUUCUCAAACUGCCUAUUAGUCUGUCCAAUAAGACUACAGCCUGCGGUUUCAUGUAUUAACCACCUCACUUUCACACCACUUUUCUUUCACUGAAAAUGCAGACUUUUUCCUAGGGUUCCUUUUAAGUAAGUCUAAAUAAUAGGCCAGAACAAAAGGGAUUAAGUGGCAUUUCUUUAAACUCUUUAAAUCCUUCUUUGGGGGUCAAAAUGCACUUUUUUUCAGAAGUAGGAGUGUAACGUAUUUUAAAACGACUUUGUAAUUUUCUGUAUAAUACUUUUGAUAAUUUGCAGUUUUUUGAUGUUAUGUAAAACAUUGUGCCAGUUCCAAGCCAGGUGUGAUUUACCAAACUGUUUAAACCCCAUAGAAAUGAUUAAUACUUUUAUAUCCCUUUGGGACGCGCCCAUGCCUGUGAUCCACCAUCUCUUUUGCUUGUACCUUUAAGAAAAAGAGAGAGUGGUUUGCCGUCUUUUUCUAUUCUUUAUAGCACCCAUUCACUUCUUGACUUUCCGUUCAUUUUCUUGAAUAUAUUGAUAUCUGGAAAUGUUUUUAUUGGUUUUAUUGCUUUGCCGAUCAGUAUUGGUGCCGUUGGAUUAUCCAAUGAAGCUGCUAAAAAUAACAGUGUUACUUUAUAAUUGAAUAUGUUUAAAGUUUACAACAUUAAUGAUCUCGUAUGGGUAAAUACAUGAUCUUUUUUGGCUUUUAUUUUUCUGCAGAUGAAAUUGGUCCAGAUUGUUUUGCAUUUGACUUAUUUAUUUGUUUGUUUGUUUGUUUAUUUAUUUAUUUAUUAGCCUGUGCUGCCUUUGGUUCAAUUGGUCUCAUUUAUUAAAGGCUAUUUAUUCAUGACAUCUGCAAAGUUAAUAGACUUUUCAGUCGUUUACUGCAAUACAAAAAAUGUUGUGUGGGCACAAAGUGGGGUGAGUUCUUGUGUUCAUAUAAAGGAACAUAUAGAAUGUAUACCUUAGUGUAAAAGACUUAGUACUUACAGGAGAAGGAAAGAUAUAAUCUCCAGUGACUACAAUGACUUACCUGUGCUUAACUUGCCAAUGCUCCUUUCUGCUUAAAACUGCACCGGCCUGGGGUAUUUCUGUAGGAGUCCAUUUACUUCUUCCUUUCAUCUGACCCAGGCUUUUCACUUUACUGCACCUGCCUGGACAGGAAUGGAGAGAACAUGGACGAAGUUGGUGAAGAUGAGCUUCUACCAAAAUACCCCAGGUCAGUGCAGUUUUAAUGAACAGGACAUUGGCCAAGGGUAUCAAGUAAGUGAUUAUAUUCACUAAUCCUAAUAUUUUGGUGCCCACCCUCUGGGAUUUUUCCUUUAUUUUUCUUUUGAAGCUCACCAAUAGAAAUGUGGGGUCCAGGUGCACAAGCCCUAGACCUACAAUUUGAACCCUACUCCGGGUAUAUAAGAGGCACUCACAGAUCCGGCAGACAGGCAUUAAUGAAAGAAAAAAGGGUCAGUUUACUGAGCGCUAGUGCCAUGUUUUUUACCCACAAUGCAGCAUUAUUCCCUACGAUUCCAGCAUAAUCAUGGGGAAUAACUGGUGCAGGACCUCAGAAUUGAUUCAGUUGGACACAGUUUUCCUGAUAUUUGGUCUUAUUUGUGGUGUGAAAAUAACAGAUGCACCCUAUUGCUUAUGUGCCACUGCGCUUUGAGCUGGAAUAGUCGCAGGAGGAAGACAAAGACGUCAAGUGCAGCUAUACGGACAUGCAAGGAGCACAGGUUAUGCUUAUCCGCCCCCAGCAAAACUUGUGGUUGUAAAGGAACCCUGAGAUGAUGUAUUACAGAGGCAUAUGAGCUACAGAAAGCCUUAUGAGGUCCUGUAUUACUAAAUCACAUGAGGUAUUGGUGCUAUGCAUGAAACGCAUAAGGCUUUUUCUGUACUUAAUGCUACUGGAUCUUUGAAUUCACCAAUGCCUGUCCUUGAAUGUAAGUGCUUGCCAUAUACCCUGAGUGUAAAGCACCCACUCACCUUCCCACUAUUUAUUCACCAUGGAUUACAUUUGUAUUUUUUCGUUUUAUUUAUUUUGUAUUGAUUGGUUUGUACAACCCUAUGGUAUUUAUUUUCAUGUUUUGUCCUUUGAGACUAUAAAUGUUUUUUAUGAUCCCAGUUGACUACAUCAGUCAAUUUAUUAAGCGGGUAUUUAGACACAAAUCCAUCAUUGUUUCAUUGUGCUGAUGUUGUAGGAAGUGGUUGAUUUGUGCUGCCGUCUCGAUCCCUUUUAUUUUCCUUUAUGUCAAAAAAAUGGAUGACUAGGGAUUUGAGUUGCCUGUUGAAUGAACUUGCAUGUCAACACUAGGCCUAAACAGUUUUGUGUUCCUCAACCACUUCAUUCAUGAUGAUUUCAAUGCAAAAUAAACUCUAUUUAUUAAUGA
Xenopus laevis (African clawed frog) is the source of this 4899-nucleotide messenger RNA. It is a transcript of the gene pak5.S, whose product is annotated as p21 (RAC1) activated kinase 5 S homeolog. Gene Ontology annotation, molecular function: protein serine/threonine kinase activity; nucleotide binding; ATP binding. The record is from RefSeq and is a predicted model, not a curated record. The transcript has 10 exons. NCBI's taxonomy places the organism in Eukaryota, Metazoa, Chordata, Amphibia, Anura, Pipidae. Bases 274 to 2427 code for a protein of 717 amino acids.